AUGGAUGUGCAGUCGCGCAGCGAGUCUAUCAACAAGCAUGUUGCCUUCCGCAUGUGCGUCGCCACCGUCCUUCUCGCCAUCAGCGGCAUCUUUGUCGUGGUUGCGUGUGCUGUGCCGGCAUUCUCUGCCGGGACGCGAACCUGGAAAAUAUAUGAAGUGGACGGGAGCGAUUACGGUGGGUCGGUUGGCUAUGGCAUCUGGGGCGUCGGCGGAUAUCUGAACGAGGACGCCUGCAAUUUGGUCAACGCGUUCAUCACGCUUCGUGGUGGCGACAAAUGGUCCUGCUCGGAUGUGGUCUCCUACCACUGCGAGUACGUCUCGUCGCCAAGCAUCCAGGAAGGCUUUGACAACAUUCUCUGCGCCUACGCCCGCAGCAUCGCAUGGGAGGCGCGCUCCUGCGACGACGACGACGACUGCGCCGAAGGCGACACCUGCGGCGGUGACGACAAGUGCUCCGGCGGCGCGGUCGGCAACUCGGCCACGCUCAAGCCCUGGAUCGCGGGCGCGGAGGCGACGUCGGUUUUGACGGUUCUGCUUGUGUUCGUCGCCUUUGUGCUCGCCUGCUCCUGCUCCGGGCGGCCCAAGCCCUGCCUCACCGCCGCCCUCGUCGCCGCGGCGGCGGUGCUCUGCGCUGUGCCGUUUGCGCUGUGGGAGUUGAUCGCCUGCGUGGCGCUCGUGGACGUACGCCCUCCAGGUCUGCGGCUUCCUCGUCCUCCUGACCUCAUCGCCCUGUUCACGCUGCCUGGUGUUGAGAAGAUCUGUGAGAUUUGUUGUUAG
Emiliania huxleyi CCMP1516 is the source of this 777-nucleotide messenger RNA. RefSeq lists its product as hypothetical. NCBI's taxonomy places the organism in Eukaryota, Haptophyta, Isochrysidales, Noelaerhabdaceae. The coding region runs from base 1 to 777 and encodes 258 amino acids. The transcript has a single exon. The record is from RefSeq and is a predicted model, not a curated record.